Messenger RNA from Venustampulla echinocandica, 870 nucleotides. RefSeq lists its product as uncharacterized. Gene Ontology annotation, molecular function: protein dimerization activity. The record is from RefSeq and is a predicted model, not a curated record. NCBI's taxonomy places the organism in Eukaryota, Fungi, Ascomycota, Leotiomycetes, Helotiales, Pleuroascaceae. The transcript has 4 exons. The coding region runs from base 1 to 870 and encodes 289 amino acids.
AUGGACUCUCAGCUUUUUGAUCAAUUUCUGGAAGAGUGCUGGUCGGCAGAGCCAUGUGACUCGGAGCCUGUCAGCACAGGUUCAGACCUAUGCCCCAACUAUAUGUGGUUCAACCAAUACAACCCACUACCCUUCGAUUUCGAGGACCUGCAAAGCUUCGGCGACCCAGAAUCAUGCCACCUAUCCACUUCCUCAAGUCCGCCUGAGUUUGCACUGCCAUCGCCAAUAUCAGAUGUCUCUCACACCCCAGAAGACCGCUUAGAUCAAAAAUCAUUCAUCGAUCCAUGGCUCAUCCCCACCGCUUUCGAAAACAACAACAACACCACCACCCCAGCAGCUCCACGCAACAGCCCCAUCCUCUCUCCUCCCAGCCUGGCUUCAUCUCCCAGCAGCUCGGAGUCUAAUUCCCCAUGGGACGUUGACCGCGACGUAGAAACGAAGAGGUCGAAACCGACAGCUGCAAUACGGACGGGGGAAGGGAGGAGUCAAUCGUCCGAAACCUCUCGUGGCAAAUCGGCUUCGCCUAUCGGCAAGCGCCAAAACAGUUCUCACAACCUGAUCGAGAAGCGGUAUCGGAACAACUUGAACAGCAAGAUCAAUGCUUUGCGCGAUAGCAUCCCUAGUCUCCGUUUCGCAGGGAAGGAGGAGGAGGAGGGCGAGGAUGCCAUGGAUAGUGACGCUGGUGAGAGGAGGAAGGCGCAGAAGUGUAAUAAGGGAAUAAUCCUCGACAAAGCGAUCCAAUAUAUCGCCGAGUUGGAAAAGGAAGCUCGGAGGUUGCGGAAUGAGAAUUCGGGGCAGCAAAUGAUUGUUAAAGGCAGGAUACCUAAUUAUCUUAUGUUGGGACUGGAUAAGGCAAUCGCGUAUGCAUAG